Molecule: messenger RNA, 860 nt
Organism: Klebsormidium nitens
Lineage: Eukaryota; Viridiplantae; Streptophyta; Klebsormidiophyceae; Klebsormidiales; Klebsormidiaceae
Source: the annotation of a GenBank genome assembly
GGAAGGUGUGCCGAUCGAUGCUGAUCUAAGCUUCUUUGCUUUCUGCGAAUGCAGGGAGAAGCUGCGUUCUAAGAUUCCGAGAAAAGUUCUCUUGCUGAAGAGCACAAGGGUCGAAGGGCAGUCACGAGUCUGUCUAAGGUCCGUCUAAGGCCGAGCUCCAGCUAGCAUCUUCCUCAAAGGGCUCUCAUUCCCAUAAAGGUCGAGCGGACCAGCAUUGCUCUCUGCUUACUAGCUCACAUUUGCAACAGAUAUACUGUUGCACUCUGCAGAUUCGGGACCAAACAUUCAGCAAGAUGGACGAAACUUAUGUGAUGGAUAAAGAGGAUCCGAACCAGGCACAAGCUGAGAUAAACAAGUUCGAGGCCCGGCUAGAGAACAAGAAGUCGUCGCUGAUUGCCCCUGCUCCUCAUGUGCACCUUUCUGGUCGGCGAAAAGCCGCAUCCGCCAACAACUCCCCAGUAGGCCAGGCGAAGCAGCCCAAGAGACCGCUCUCAGCUCGGUCGAGGGGCGUACCGCCCCCACCAUCAGAAGAAGAGGUUGUGGUUGAGGAGGAUAAGAAAGCUGUCAAGGAGCUUGACGAGUUCGACAGAUUGCACGGAGGAGCGGAGUCCGACUCCGAGUAGCGCCCAAGCUCCAUGAAUAUCGGCCAUCUGUAGUCUUGUGCUCUGGGUCGUCAGUCACAAGUCGGACAACAAGGACUCUCCAGUGGGGCCAUUGGGGCAAAACGAGUUGAGCUUUUUCUAGCGGCAGACUCCUUUCGAUCACGUUCAUGCGUGAAAGCUGACGAAGCGUGCUUCCUCGGUCCUUGUACAUGGACAAGAUUCAUCAGGACUGCGACGCAUGCGACAGCAAUAAGAUUC